AAAAAGAUAUUUUUUUUAUAUAUAUUUAUUCUAUUUUUAUUAUAUGUAACAAAUGACAAAUAACCGAGAAGAUAAUUCAACCUCAACUUCUGAAUCCACUAUCCCAUAUUAUGGAAGUAGAGUGCCCAGACAAUCAGCCGGUGAAGUAGAUAAUAUCAUAUUUAAUAUGAUGGAUGAUAUAAAGAACGCGGCGUUUGAAGAAAAAGAAGAAACGAAAGAAGCAAAGAAUGAUAAUAACGAUGAUAGGAAACUUAACCGUAUCUAUUGGAAUAUAAGAAUAUUACUAAUAUCUAUUGUUAUUCUAUUGUUUGUCGUUGGAACAGUUCUAUUAAGCGAAUUAACCAAGAAAAAAGUCUAG
Molecule: messenger RNA, 358 nt
Organism: Rhizopus microsporus ATCC 52813
Lineage: Eukaryota; Fungi; Mucoromycota; Mucoromycetes; Mucorales; Rhizopodaceae
Exons: 3
Coding region: 53-358 (101 amino acids)
Source: RefSeq, a predicted model, not a curated record